Messenger RNA from Stylophora pistillata, 2091 nucleotides. Its product is annotated as DDRGK domain-containing protein 1. The record is from RefSeq and is a predicted model, not a curated record. Gene Ontology annotation, molecular function: ubiquitin-like protein ligase binding. Lineage: Eukaryota; Metazoa; Cnidaria; Anthozoa; Scleractinia; Pocilloporidae.
AGUGUAUCUCGGAUAGUAGCAAAGAAAAUCAAGAUGGCGGUGCAGAACGCGGCAGUAAUUUGGCUGAUAAUAGCGGCAGUUGUGGGAAUAAUUUUACUCAUAGCCACUUAUGUGGCGAACAGAAACAAAAAGAAAAAUAAGAAAGGUGUAUCUAGACAACCAGACCAACCAGACAAUGUUAGGGAAGUUGGUGGUGGUGGAGCAAGGAGACGUGGAAGAACAGCUCGUUCACUCAUGACAUCAAGAAGAGCACAAGAUGAUGAUGAAGAUGAAGACGAUUACGAAGGGACAGAAGGUUACUCCAUGGGGCUGGACAGCCAGUUGCCUGUGGGAAAGAUUGGAGCAAAAAAACAAAGGAAACUUGAGAUGAAAGAGGAGAAGAGACAACUCAGAGAGCAAAUGGAAGCUGAGAGAGAAGACAAAAAGCAGCGUGAAGCAUUACGUGAAGAAGAAAGGAAGAGACACGAGGAAAGAAGGAGGAGAGAAGAAGAAAGACAGGAAGAGGAGGAACGUAAGAGAAAGGAGGAACAAGAACUUAAAGAGCAUGAAGAAUAUCUGUUGUUAAAAGAACAAUUUACAGUUGAAGAAGAAGGUGUUGGUGAGACAGCAGAAGAAUCUGAAGCACUCCUUGAAGAAUUUGUCAACUACAUAAAGACUAACAAAGUGGUGUUGUUGGAGGAACUGGCUUGUCAGUUUGGUCUUCGCACACAAGAUGCCAUUGACCGAUUACAAGCUUUACAAGAAAUGGAAAGGCUAACAGGGGUGACAGAUGACCGUGGGAAGUUCAUUUACAUAUCCCCCGAAGAGUUGCAAGCUGUGGCUAAGUUCAUUAAGCAACGUGGGAGAGUCACAAUAAGUGAACUUGCAGAAAGCAGCAACACACUUAUCAAUCUACAGACAGACAAGACUCGCACAGAUUCCACAGCAAUGGCUCCAGUGACAGCAUAGGCUUAUGGAAGUAUUGUGACAACAUUGACGGAUGAUAGUGUUUAAGAGAUAGUUAUUCUUUGUGUUGAGAAGUCCAUGAAGCCUAUGCAAGUUUUACUUGUAUUCAGCUCUGAAUUUCAAAUUAAAGCAGUGUUUAAAUUGAAUUGAAAAUUGUAGUGCAGGGAUUAGGAGAGGGAAAAGGAAUGAGUUUAUAAAAAAUUGCCUUCAUGUUCAAUUUGGUGUAGACUUUUCAUGCUAGUCUCGUGUUCCUUUUGUAUGUUUCAGGUUAUAGUAAUGAAGAUAUUAAGAGAAAUAAAAAUACAAAACUGGUUCAAAAAAGUUUUAAGCCCAAGAAAGAAAUCUGACUCACAACAGAGACAUGUAAAAACAUUGUCAACCAGAUAGGGAACACAGCCUGUGUGAAAAUCUGUUGUUAACUCCAGAACACUUCACAUAAAGUUCUAUGAAUUUUUUAAAUAGUUCAAUGUUGUUUGCUCUCUAAUAAAUGUUGCCUAUGUGUGAAAAAUACAAUUUAUAAUGGUAUGGGGUACAAGUCAAACAUUUGAAAUAACUAGCUAUUGGGCAGGUAUUGUUAGUUUGAAUAAUACUCCACUUAUGAACAAAGUGUGGUGGGGCAGUAGCAUUUCGUUGAAUGAAGACAAUAUUAAGUUAAUAAUGCUAUUUUCUGGUAAAAAUAAUAAUUGAUAUAUUUAUUGGCAAGAGACGACUGAUUACAAAGUGUUACCAGAAAAAAGAAAGUUAAAAUUUAAGACAAAAGCAUAUGUACACAACAAGCAACUUACAUGUAAUAUCUCCCAUUCUGUUUUUCAGGUAAGAAUUUCAUAAGCAUAAAAGCAGUGGUAUAGUUAUAAUACUUCAUGACUGUACUAGCACUUCACAUCAAAAUCUUAGUAGAACACAAGUUAGUAUGAUGCAACAGAGUUCUCCUUUUCAGGUGAUGACUGGUUAAAUAACUGCCUGUAGUACAUCUUAUUGUUGCAUAAAAUUGCUUGGGAUUCUUGAAAAUUCAAGAAUUAAAAGGGUUAAUUGCUCUGCCAGUUUGAAAAUUUCUUUUACCUGAAAUGCUUAAAAUAAGGGAGAUCACUGGUACAAUUUAAAGUUUAGAGAACAAUGAAAAACUGAAUAAAAGAACUGUUAGAAUUA